Messenger RNA from Dromiciops gliroides (monito del monte), 2768 nucleotides. It is a transcript of the gene PPM1K, whose product is annotated as protein phosphatase, Mg2+/Mn2+ dependent 1K. Bases 291 to 1409 code for a protein of 372 amino acids. The record is from RefSeq and is a predicted model, not a curated record. Gene Ontology annotation, biological process: protein dephosphorylation. Gene Ontology annotation, molecular function: protein serine/threonine phosphatase activity; cation binding. NCBI's taxonomy places the organism in Eukaryota, Metazoa, Chordata, Mammalia, Microbiotheria, Microbiotheriidae. The transcript is spliced from 7 exons.
CCGCCAGCCACCCGGCUAGACCCGUUUUGCCUCAGUGCUGCAGCUGAUGCGAGAGGAUCGCAUUUCUUCUUUGCAGGGCCCGGGAUAGGAAGUGUUUUCGAGAAUCUCUCCCGGUCGGGGCCGAGCAGCUGUAGGGGGGACUCGGUGCUGCCGAGGUCUGCAUCUCCCUGGGGGAGGGCGGAGAGGAGCCCGGCUGCAGCUCGGGAGACUGCGGGACGUCCAGUUGUAUCAUUUUCUUGAAGACAUUCUGUCGGUCUUUUCUUUACCACCAAGUUCUUUGGAAUCGAGUUAUGUCAACAGCUGCUCUAAUUACUUUAGUUAGAAACGGAGGGUACCAGGUGAGAAGGAGAGCUCUGUUGACAUCACGCCUGCUGCAGGAUGACAAAAGAGUGACCUCCGCCUGCCACAGCUCCACCUCUGAGCGAAGAUCUUCUAGAUUUGAUCCUGACUGCAGUGGGCGUCCGGCUACAUGGGACACUUUUGGGAUCUGGGAUAACCGCAUUGAUGAGCCAAUUCUUCUCCCACCAAGCAUCAAGUAUGGAAAGCCAAUUCCCAAAAUUAGCCUGGAAAAUGUGGGCUGCUCCUCUCAGAUUGGAAAACGGAAAGAGAAUGAGGACCGGUUUGACUUUGCCCAGUUGACAGAUGAAGUCCUGUACUUUGCAGUGUAUGACGGACACGGUGGAGCUGCAGCUGCCGACUUCUGUCACACACAUAUGGAAAAAUACAUUAUGGAUUUCCUUACUAAGGACAAGAACUUGGAAACUGUAUUGACCAGUGCUUUCCUAGAAAUAGAUAAAGCAUUUGCAAGGCAUGCACACUUAUCUGCUGAUGGCACUUUAAUGGCCUCUGGGACCACUGCAACAGUGGCCCUGCUGCGGGAUGGUAUUGAGCUGGUCAUCGCUAGUGUUGGGGAUAGCCGUGCUCUCUUAUGUCGAAAAGGAAAGCCCAUAAAGCUGACCACAGACCACACUCCAGAGAGAAAAGAGGAAAAAGAAAGGAUCAAGAAAUAUGGUGGCUUUGUAGCAUGGAACAGUUUGGGACAGCCUCAUGUGAAUGGCAGGCUUGCAAUGACAAGGAGCAUUGGAGAUUUGGAUCUCAAAAAUAGUGGCGUGAUCGCAGAGCCUGAAACAAAAAGAAUUAAGCUGCAGCAUGCUGAUGAUAGCUUCCUGGUCCUCACUACAGAUGGAAUUAACUUCAUGGUGAAUAGUCAAGAGAUUUGUGACUUUGUCAAUCAGUGCCAUGAUCCCACUGAAGCAGCCCAUGUUGUAACUGAACAGGCGAUACAGUACGGUACAGAAGAUAACAGCACUGCAGUGGUAGUGCCUUUUGGUGCCUGGGGAAAAUACAAAAACUCUGACGUCAGCUUCUCAUUCAGCAGAAGUUUUGCCUCGAGUGGACGCUGGGCUUAGUAGCUUGUGUCAAAUGUUUCUCUGCAAUUGAUGUCUCCUGAGCAUUAUAGGAAACCGAACUAGAUUUCAAAAAGAAAAGGACCGGUACCACGAUCAUCUUGUGACUCAAUAAAUUAGUGCCUCAGUUACUUUUAAGUAUAUUAUCCAUUUCCAUGUAUUGUUCAUAAAUACCAUGGUUAUCAUUUAUAAGCUCUAAGUCAACUUGUUUGGCAUAACAAUAUGGAUAAUCAGACUUCUGUGAGUCCAUGUGUACAAUUUUUUAAAACGGCAAGAAAGGUUUUGAUCUGUUAACCAUUUUAUUUUUCAGACUACUAGGCAGCUCUUGGUUUUCAAUGAUGAUUUUUGCGGCACAAGAUGAAACCUAACUUUAUCAUGUUUCUUUGUUUAUUUGGAUGGAUUCUUGGUUUUCAGGGGGGUGUGUGUGUGUAUGUGUGUGUGUGUGCGCGCGUGCGCGCACGCAUGCGCGUGAGUACAUGUGUAUGUUUUAACAAUGUUAUAUGUACACGUUGCUUUUAAAAAUACUUCACUAAUUACAAAAUAUUAAUUGCAAUAAGUACAGAAAAUUCAGGCCUUCUCACAACUGCUUUUAAAAAUUCUGGCCCCAUAACUAAACAGUUGCAACUGGGGAAAAAAUGGAAAUGAUUCAAAUUUAAAAUGAUUCAAAUUGAAAGUAAUGGGAUAUUCCUAAUGAUGAAGAUGAUGAUUGUUAUUAUUUUAAGAUAUCAUAAGCCCAGUUACGUCUUUAUGAACAGUGGGCCUGUGUUUUUUAAAGUUGCUUGUUUCCAAGCAUGUUACUUGUGUACAUGGAUCUCAUAAUCAUUCAUUUUCUUUCUUAUGGGUGAGGAAGAUGCACAGUAUAUAUUUCUCAAUCUAGGAAAUACUUGUACAAAAGGUCCUUUUGCCAGAAGAAUAUAAAAAGAAUUACUGAAGGUUUUAAGUACUGUACAUAAAAUUUUCUGCUUUUAUCUCUUGUUUUAUAUAUAAACUAUAUUAAUUUUUAUAUUGAGGAUAAUUUUUGUGGGGAAAAGUGAUAACCUCAUAAUUAUGACCUAAUGGUGGCUUACUUUUGCUCUUUUCUAAAUUAAAGUUAGAGCCUUAGUCUAAAGCAUAAAUCAUUAAAACUUUCUGCCAAAAAUCCUGUUUGCUGUAUGAUUUGCUAAUGUCAAUUUAUACCCCCACUUCCCCUUUUGCUGUCUUCUUUUGGUCAGUAAAAUUAGCAGAAAGAAAUGGAUUUCAUGAUCAGCUAUGAUAGACUUGGCUGUGAUAGACAAUUCCAGGGGACUCAUGAUGGAAAAUGCUCUCUGCAUCCAGGAAAAGAACGGUGGAAUCAGAAUGCAGAUUGAACCAUACGAUUUAAAC